This is a messenger RNA of Astyanax mexicanus (Mexican tetra), 6537 nucleotides long. RefSeq names its product IgGFc-binding protein. The transcript has 15 exons. The record is from RefSeq and is a predicted model, not a curated record. Lineage: Eukaryota; Metazoa; Chordata; Actinopteri; Characiformes; Acestrorhamphidae. Bases 450 to 6254 code for a protein of 1934 amino acids.
UAUUCUAUACAUAUCUAUACUGUGUAACCAGUGUGAGGGGUAUAAAUGGUCUGAAGGUAACAGAGUUUUUUCCCUUAGAGUCAUCCAGAAGUGCCCCAGGCUCAGGCAAGGAAAAGUUAAAUAUCUGUCUGUAAACAAUUUUUUUGGUCCCCUGCCCAACACACACACACAUAUACACUCAUCUAGCUACACCGGUAUCUUACUGCUGUCCAAAUCCUUUCCACCUCGAUACAUAUUUACUCUGUUAGAAAUACAUGUAUCACAGUUUUACUUUUCACUCAGGCAGAUCCAUCACACUCUAUUUGUUUUAUUGGUGGUAUGAAAGUUGUUCUGUUGGACAGUUGUUUUUAUUGCUGCAUGUUUUCCUCUGACACCACGUACAUGUGUAUAUUCAUAAUUGUGCUCUCACAAAUAGGGAUGUGCCACUCGUUAGAUCCUGUUCCUGACACAUGCCUAAGCAAACAGAUGAUUAUUUGUCUCAUCUGCUGCACUAUUUAAACCUCCUGCUAUCACCCAUCACCCAUUCAUACAGGCUUGCAGAGAUGGGGCCGCAGAAAUUUCUACUCUGGUUUGGCAUCCUGACAGUAGCAGCAGUCAGUGGAUGUCCAAUCGGCCGGGAGUUCAUCACUGCUUUCAUGCCCAAUCAUGUAGCUGGUGAUGGUACAGCCAAGCCCACCCUCACCAUCACAGCUCAGCAGGCUACAGCUAAUGUAUUGGUUGAGAUCAAGGGCCUGAACUUCAAACAAUCACUAAAGAUCGAAAAAGGGGCCACCAAAUACAUCACCUUACCCGCCAAUGCCGAGAUCUCCCAGGAUGGAGUCUCUGCCAAGACAGUGCUAAUUACAUCAGACACGGACAUCACAGUAAUGUCCGCUCACAUCAAGCCUUUUACUGGAGACUGCAGCGUGAUCUUCCCCAACACCCAGCUCGGCAGGAGCCAUGUUGCCUUUACCCCAGACGGAGGUCCCAUGAAAAAGAUUGUGGCCAUUGUCAACGGCAAAGACGUGAACACGGUUGACAUCCUGCCGUACUCUGACCUGGUGCUUGCAAGCUUGAAACACUUGCAACGAGGGGUUAAAUUAACCAUAACCUUGAACCCCUAUGAAGUUUAUCUACUUAGGAGUGAUAAAACACUUUCAGGAACCAGAAUCGACUCAAAGCUUCCCCUGGCUGUGCUUGGAGGACACGAGUGCCUUAGCAUUGAUGGCACCUGUGAACACGUCUACGAGCAGCUGGUGCCGGUAGAGUCACUCUCUGAUGAGUAUCUGGUUCCUGCCAUGCACUUGAUCGUUGGAACGGACACUGCCCAUGUGGUGGCAGCCCAAGACAACACCGACGUGACCGUCUAUCACGGACCCACUCCCCAGCACAAGACCCUCAAUGCGGGAGAACUCCUGAACAUCAGGGUUCAAAUGCCCACCAUAAUCCGGAGCAACAAAAAGAUCAUGGUCAUGUACACCAGUAGCAACACGCCCUUUGACGAGUUCCUGACCAACAUCAUUCCCGUAUCAGGCAUGGCCAAAUCCUGGACAAUCCACCCACAAGAUGACUACCAGAGUUUUGCAGUUAUCGUCUCUGAGGUGGAGACUAAAUCUUUCUUUGGCUUCCUGACGUUGAACGCGUUCCCUGCAAACAAGAAGUAUUCCUGGUCAAUUAAACCACUCCUACUGCAGAAAGGACCCAAAACCAUGUCUGGGGACUCACUUCAGGCCGUCUACGUUUUUGGUGGGAAGAUAAGGCACGGCUACAGCACAACAGGAAUCUGCAACACACCUCCUCUGCCACCUCCACUGCCAGCUGAUCCUUGUGAAAAUGUGAAAUGCAGUGAAAAAGAGCAAUGCCAGAAGGGCGUCUGCGUACGCAUCGAAUCAGCGACAUGUUGGGCCAUUGGGGAUCCUCACUACCAGACAUUUGAUGGGAAGCGGUUUGAUUUUCAGGGCACCUGCACCUACACCAUGUCCGCCACCACAAAGAAGGUUUCUGGGCUUGUACCCUUCAUUAUUCUGGCGAAGAAUAAUCACAGAGGGAGCAACAGAGUGGCCUAUGUGAGGACAGUUUCUGUCAAUGUAUAUGACCAAACGGUGGUUGCCAGCAAGCAAGUGGGCGUGGUUGAGGUGAACGGUGAGAUCACCCACCUGCCCAUAUCUCUAGCCGGAGGGAAGUUACAAGUGGUGCAAAGGGGGUGGAGCGUGUUGAUAACCACAAACUUUGGCCUAGAAGUGAAGUACGACUGGAACAUGAUGCUCUACAUCACUGUCCCAAGCACAUAUUUUGGUGCUCUGGGUGGCCUUUGUGGAAACUACAAUGGUGACCGUGCAGAUGACCAUUCAGAUUCCAAGGGAACAAAACUCUCCACCAUCCUGGAGUUUGCCAAGAGCUGGAAGGUUGAAGACAACGACUUGUUCUGCCAUGAUGACUGUGAGGGAAAAUGCCUCAGCUGCCCUGCGGAACUUCAAGAAAAGUACACUGAGGAGAAGCACUGUGGUCUUUUGGCAAAACCCAAUGGGCCGUUUGGCAACUGCCACAAAGUUGUCGAUCCACAUAUCUAUAUGGACAACUGUGUCUAUGAUGUUUGUAUCAAUAAAGGUAUCAGAACCUUCCUCUGUGACAACAUGCGAACCUACGCCGAAGCUUGUAUGACAGCUGGUGUGAAGAUCGACGCAAACUGGAGGGUGCUGUCUGAUUGCCCACUUCAAUGCCCAGAAAACAGCCAUUACGAACCCUGUGGAACGGCCUGUCCUGCCUCUUGCGGGGAUCGAGAUGCACCAACCAAAUGUAAAAGUCCUUGCUUGGAGGGCUGCCAGUGCAAUCCAGGCUUUGUCCUGAGUGACAGCAAAUGUGUGCCAGUGAAGCAGUGUGGUUGCACCUAUGAAGGCCUUUAUUACCCUCCCAUUGAUGCAUUCUGGGGUGACAAGUCCUGCACCAAGAAAUGCUCCUGUAAUCCAGUAACCGGGCAGGUCAAGUGCGCAACCACAAAGUGCAGGCCAUCCGAAGUGUGCGACAUCCGGAACGGUAUAAGAGAUUGCUACCCGCAAUCCUUUGGGCACUGCCAGGGCGCUGGGGACCCCCACUAUAAAACUUUCGAUGGCAGGGCUUUUGAUUUCCAGGGAACCUGCACUUACUAUCUCUCCAAGCUGGUGGAUGUGACUGAUGCCACACUGACAUCCUUCGAGGUUAUGGUCAAGAAUGAAAACCGAGGCAUGAACAAGGCCGUUUCCUACACCAAGACUGUACAGAUCAAAGUGUUUGAAUACACUAUUACAAUGAGUAAAGACAACCAUGGAAAAGUGAUGGUUAACGACCUGUUUGUGAAUUUGCCAUUUGAUGGGCACGAUGGGCAGCUGUCUAUUUUCCGCAGCGGCUUAUUUGGGAUCGUCAAGACAAACUUUGGCAUGACAGUACAGUUCAACUGGGAAAGUCAUGUAAGCAUCAUUCUUCCCAGCACCUACAGUAACAAGGUCGGCGGACUCUGCGGAAACUGGAACGGCAAUCCAAAAGACGACCUGACCAUGCCCGACAAAACCCUCGCAUCCACUGUUAUUGCGUUUGGAACCAGCUGGAAAGUCAGAAAUGACCCAGGAUGCACGGAGGAGUGCCAGGGCAAGAAGUGUCCCAAAUGCGAUGCUGCCGAGCGGAAGAAUAGCGUUUUUACCAAGGCCUGCGGACUUAUUACAGACAAAAACGGUCCAUUCAAAGGAUGCCACGCCAGAGUUGAUCCCACCCAGUACUAUGAAGAUUGUCUGUAUGAUAUGUGCAUGUAUGGCGGUCAUUCUACAGCCCUCUGUAAUGCUCUGUCCGCCUACACAGCUGUGUGUCAAACUGCCCUCACCGUCGUGGAGAGCUGGAGAACUGAUAACUUCUGCCCUGCUUCCUGCAAAGCUAACAGCCACUAUGACAUAUGCGGUGCUGGUUGUCCCCAGACUUGCAGUGGUCUCGCUGAGCCCACAGCCUGUGAGGUUGGUCCGUGCAUCGAGGGCUGCGUGUGUGACGAGGGCUUUGUUCUGAGCAAUGGUGAGUGUGUGGCUAUGGAGAGGUGUGGCUGCACCCAAGAAGGCCUGUACUACCAUCUGGGCCAGAUCUUUUACCCCAAAGAUGAGUGCAGUCAAAGAUGCACCUGUGGCGACCAAGGAGUUGUCAAGUGCGAAGACAGCUCCUGUGGUCCUAACGAACGGUGCGAGAUCCGCGAUGGGGUUCACGCCUGCCACCCUGAGGGCAAGGGAUCCUGCUCAGUAUCUGGCUCUGGUACCUACCACUCAUAUGAUGGCAACCACAUCAGCGUCCCAGGGAACUGUGUGUACAGGAUGGUGGAGAUGGUCCAGAUUGUAGACCUGAAGAGGACUCCCUUCAGCGUGUCAGUACAGCAGCUGUCUGCUCUUGGAGAAGUGAUAGUCACCAGGAAAGUCAAUGUUGUAAUAGAUGGAUACAGUAUUGCGCUGCUGCCUGGUCUUCUUUGGGAAAUAAGGGUGGACCAGGUAAAAGCAGUUCUUCCACUGGUUCUUGAAGAAGGCCUGGUGAAGGUCUAUCAAAGCGGGGCCUUCAUUAUUCUGGAAACCAGCUUUGGACUGAAGGUAACCUAUGACACUGUGUCCAUGGUCACUGUUGAAAUCCCGUCCACUUACAAAAAGGCAGUCCGGGGUGUCUGUGGCGACUACAAUGGCAAUAAGGAGAAUGACUUGACCUUGCCAGAUGGUACACAGGCAGCCUCUGCUGAAGCAUUUGUGCAAGGGUGGAUAUCGGUUCAGGAGGAAGUAAUCUGUCAAACAGGAUGUGGCUCCAGUUGCACAAUUCCCAACAAGAACAACGAAACAAAAGCAGAGAAUGCUUGUAAAAUCCUAACUCAGGAAAAGGGUCCAUUCACUAACUGCUAUUCCAAGGUUUCACCCACACCAAUCUACGAUGCUUGCGUGAAAGAUGUUGCAUCAAAUCUUGAUGAUAAGACACUUGUUUGCCGUCAUAUCCAGAAGUAUGUUGCCCAGUGCCAAGACUCCGGCAUCUCCAUCAGCAUCUGGAGGAAUGCAACCUUCUGUCCGAUGACAUGCCCCGCCAAAAGUCACUACGAGCUCUGUGCAGACACCUGCUCAUCCACUUGCGCCAGCCUUACCAUGUCACAAACCUGUCCAGUGUGUCUGGAGGGAUGCCAGUGUGAUGAAGGCUUCGUGUUUGAUGGCGGCGAGUGUAAGCCUGUAGAUGAUUGUGGUUGUCUGGUAAAUGGCAGAUAUUACAAGUCUGGAGAGUCGUCAGUCUCUGGAGACUGUGUGGAGGUGUGCUCCUGCAAGGCUGGGCAGUUCACCUGUAAGCCCAUGAAAUGCUCUGAAGUCGAGGUUUGUCGCAAGAUGGAUGGCAUUCCAGCAUGCGUGUUUGACCCAUGCAAGAAUAAAGACUGUCGUGAGAAGGAACAAUGUAUGGAGAAGGAGGGUAAGGGCAUGUGUGUCCCCAAGUCUAAGGCUUCGUGCCGAGCCGUUGGAGACCCUCACUACCAGACAUUCGACGGCAGCCUGUUUUCCUUCCAGGGCACCUGCUCCUAUGUACUGGCCAAGACAUCAGGCGAAGACAAAACCCUCACAAAUUUCACCAUCAUCCACAAGAACGAGCUUGCUCUGGGAGCACGUGGCUCCUACAUCAAGUCUGUUAUCAUAAAGCUCCCAGGUCAUGACAUAACUGUUAUUCACGGAAACCGUAACAAAGUGACAGUUGAUGGUAAAGAAACCUCUCUCCCGGUGUAUCUGGACUCUGGCGCCAUCAGUAUCGAGCAGUCAGGCCUCCCAGGAGUUCUUAAGACCGAUUUUGGCUUGGAGGUCACCUUUGACUGGGGUGAGUUCUUCCUGGUGACGGUGUCCAGCAGCUACUACAAAAACCUGGAGGGCAUGUGUGGAAACUACAACGGCGAACCCAGCGACGACUUCGUCACACCAGCUGGAGAAACCACCGACGGCAUCACGGAAUGGGCCGCGUCCUGGAGCGUUCCCGACAAUGACCGCAACUGCUGGCACUUCCCCGCAUGCACCGACGAGCAGAAGAAGCUCUACAAUGGGCCGAAAUACUGCGGCUUGCUGGUGGACCCAACUGGGCCCUUCGCUAAUUGCAACGAGACGGUCAGGCUGUCCCAGUUUCCCAACGACUGUCUCUUCUACGCCUGCCUCACUCACGGCAGCCGCAUCACCCACUGCAAAGCCCUCACCAGUUACGUAAACUCCUGCCAGCUGGCUAAUACAAACGUCUCGCCAGAGUGGAAGCAGAUCACUAGAUGCCCUUAAAAAGAUGUUCUUCUAAAGCCUUUCAUCAACGCAAACAAUGUAAUAAAAUAUCUAUAGACCUGCAAAUGAAGAGGAGAGUGUCUGAGUCCUGACGUCUAUUAAGAUUCACAGAAAACGGCUGUAUUUACAUUUUUUGUUAUUCACCUUCUAUCUGUAUCCAGUGUCAACAGUUUGACAAUUAUUCACUUCAUCUAAAUGCAAGUCAUCUAAAUAUUUCACUGUAAGAUUCAACUUUCACUUGUGUUUUCUCUUCUUGUUAUUAAAUGCCUACAGCAACAUUAAA